Hyla sarda is the source of this 5068-nucleotide messenger RNA. It is a transcript of the gene COL15A1, whose product is annotated as collagen type XV alpha 1 chain. The record is from RefSeq and is a predicted model, not a curated record. Bases 234 to 4217 code for a protein of 1327 amino acids. The transcript is spliced from 40 exons. NCBI's taxonomy places the organism in Eukaryota, Metazoa, Chordata, Amphibia, Anura, Hylidae.
CGUUAACUGGCUUCACAUCUACAUGACACAAGAGAACACCGAGGAUAUAGAGAAUAGCUGAUUUUAUGCAGAUGAUUUUUGAUUUUCUCCAAACUUUAAAACUUUUUUACCAUGAGGUAACUGACUCUGAAUUGCUGACAGUGGAGCAGGAAACAAACUCUAAAGAUUCUAUUGAGAGUGCAACUUGGUGAACUUUACAGCCAGACUUUUUUGACAGUCAUUUACAGAGUAUAAUGAAUUGGAUAUUGUUUUGCUGCUGCAUUCUUACCAGAUGUCGAAAUGUGGAGGCACAAUGGUGGUGGUGGUGGGGAGACACAAAAACCACUGUUCCCCCUACAGACAAUCUGCCAAAUAUAUCAAUAGGAUUCUUGGCUACUACAAAUUUAAACAACCAGGCAAACAAAGAGAUUCCCUUUACUGUUGCAACAAAUAUUCCGGACACCUACCUGGUAACUGCAGAGAGUCCUACAACUGGGUACCUGCAGAAAGGAUCACCUUCUUCUAUUGCAGACAAGUCUGGUAGAGUGAGUAAGGGGAAGAAAAGGAAAUACACUCCUAGAAAAACAGAUCGGGGCAGCAGAGGACAUCUUGAUCUCCUAGAGUUAAUUGGAGUGCCUCUGCCUCCUUCCGUGUCUUUUAUCACUGGAUAUGAAGGGUUUCCAGCUUACAGUUUUGGCCCAGAUUCUAACAUUGGCCGCCUUACACGCACAUUCAUUCCACAGCCAUUUUUUCGAGAUUUUGCCAUUAUUGCUACUUUAAAGCCUAACAGUAACCAUGGAGGUGUUUUGUUUGCUAUAACUGAUGCCUUCCAGAAGAUCAUUUAUUUGGGACUUAGGCUAUCAUCAGUGGAAGAUGGUACACAAAGGAUAAAUAUAUACUACACAGAACCAGGUUCCCAUAUUUCCAAAGAGGCCGCGUCCUUUAAAGUGCCAGUAAUGACAAACAAAUGGAAUCGUUUUACAGUAACUGUGGUGGGAUAUGAGAUGGUUCUUUAUAUGGAUUGUGAGGAGUAUCAAAGAGUCCCAUUCCAAAGGUCAGCAGAGCCAUUGACAUUUGAAGCCAGUUCUGGUAUAUUUGUUGGAAAUGCUGGGGCGACCGGACUAGAGAAAUUCACAGGUUCUAUUCAACAAUUGUCAUUGAAGCCAAACCCAAGAGCAGCUGAGGAUCAGUGUGAAGAUGAUGAUCCCUAUGCCUCUGGAGAAAGCAGUGGGGAUGAGAGCAUAAGGGAACAAAUUGGAGCUUCAGAAACUCAUGAAUCUCUCCCUGGAACACCAGCACCGCCAAAAGCAAUACAUGGACCAGUAAAGGCACCUCCUACGGUUUCAAGCCACAUCGAAGAGAUGGAAUACUCUGGCUCUGCUCAUCCAUUAGAACAAAUGAGUCAUGGAAGUAAUGCAGAAAAGCAGCCAGAAUUAAACAACAAAGAGAAUGCCAUGGAAACGGCAACAGAAGAAGCUUUGUCGCUAAAGACCCUAACACUGGAAACCGGUUCAGGAAGCGAAACAUCAUCUCUAAACCAAUCUAGAGGCUGGGGUCAAAAGGGUCAAAAGGGGGAACCAGGGGAGUUGGGUGCAGUUGGACCACCAGGACCACCAGGAAAAAACGACCAUCAAGCUCAAGCUGGUCUUCCUGGCCCAUCAGGACCAGAUGGGAAAAAAGGAGAACCUGGAGUUCCUGGGAAAGAUGGACUUCCGGGUGAAAGAGGUAUACCUGGAUUACAGGGUAAACCGGGUGCUAAGGGAGAAAAGGGUGAUUCUGGCAUUGGGCUUCAAGGACCUCCUGGUAUUCCUGGACCACCAGGUCCCCCAGGUCCUCCAGGGUUACAGAACACACUUAAACAAUUGAGAGCUGAUGACACUGAAGGUUCUGCAAGCGGAGAUAUUGCUGGAUCAGGUCAAACUUGCUUACCGGGAUUACAAGGGCCAGUUGGGCCACCAGGACCACCAGGGUUACCUGGAAAGCCAGGUUCUGAUGCAGGGAUGGGUCCUCCAGGGAAGGAUGGUAAAGAUGGAGAACCUGGAAUGCCUGGGCCACCCGGCUUACCUGGAUCACCUGGAAAAGAUGGUGUAAUCGGUCUUCCAGGCCAGAAAGGAGUUAAAGGUGAUCAGGGGAAGCCAGGACCAGCUGGACCCAAGGGUGAAUUUGGGCCAAAAGGUUCCCCUGGAGCAGAUGGGAUUCAAGGAAAAGUAGGAAAUCCUGGCGAUAGAGGUCCUCAAGGACCUUCUGGGCCUCCAGGGCCACCAGGACCUCCAGGACCUGCAUAUGGAUUUGGAUUUGAGGAUAUGGAAGGAUCUGGAGAUUUAAAUGCUGCUGGAACUUCAAGCAAACAAGGACUUAAAGGUGAAAAGGGAGCUGCAGGCCCAGCUGGUGUACCAGGAGAAAAGGGGGAACAAGGUCUGCCUGGGAAAGCUGGACAAGAAGGACCUCCUGGAAAUAUGGGGCAAAAAGGAGAAAAGGGUGAUCAAGGACAAAAGGGUGAGAGAGGACAAGAUGGCCAAAGCAUUGUUGGACCACCUGGACCUCCUGGACCCUUAGUGACCCUUCAAGAUUUGCUGCUAAAUGACACAGAGGGAUUGCUAAACAUUUCUGAUUUUGUGGUACGCCCUGGUGUACAAGGACCAAGAGGGCCAAAGGGUGAUAUUGGUGUCUCUGGACUGCAUGGAAAAAAGGGUGAAAAAGGGGAACCAGGUGCCAUCAUAGCAGCUGAUGGUUCUUUAAUAGCUAAAUUGUCAGAAGCACAAGGAGCAAAGGGAGAGCCUGGCAUGAGGGGACCCCCUGGACCAAUGGGCCCAUUAGGACAACCCGGAAUAAAAGGAGAAUUUGGAUUUCCAGGAAGACCAGGUCGGCCAGGACUAAAUGGAAUAAGAGGACAGAAAGGUGACCCGGGUAUUCCAGUGAUGGGUCCUCGAGGACUACCUGGACCACCUGGCCCUCCAGGCCCACCUGGAGCUAUUGUAAACAUCAAAGGAAAUGUUUUCCCAGUACCUCCAAGACCACACUGCAAAGUACCUGUAGAUACAUCAGGAGAAGUGUCUCAAAUGUGUGGUUUUAAGGGAGAAAAAGGAUCAUUUGGUCUGCCAGGGCCAAAAGGAGAUGUUGGACCCCCUGGACCCCCAGGCUAUCCAUUGAAUGCCCAGUAUUUGAACCAUUAUCUUAUUAAGGGGGAAAAGGGAGAAAAAGGUUAUUCCAAUAGUGGUUAUUUCAUGCACGCUCCCCCUGGACCACCAGGCAGACCAGGAGAAAGGGGUCCAAAAGGAGAUACUGUUAUUGGUCCACCAGGUUCACCUGGAGUUCCAGGACUUCCUGGGCCUCCUGGGUAUGGUUUAACUGGCCCACCUGGAAUUCCAGGUCCUCCAGGACCACCAGGGCCACCAUCAAUAUUUGGUUCAGUAGCCAUUCCAGGACCACCAGGGCCACCAGGUCAACCAGGAAUUCCAGCAUCCAGAAAUUUGGCAACUGCAACAAAAAACAUCGAUGAAAUGCUGCAAAGAACACAUUUAGUACCAGAAGGCACCUUGAUUUACCUGACAGAGAGCAGUGAGGUGUAUGUCCGUGUUCGAGCGGGAUGGAGAAAAGUCCAGCUUGGUGACUUGAUUUCCCUUCCUGCUGAUAGCCCGCCACCACCUGCAAUCUCUGGCCAUGGAUAUCAACCUUUUCCAGCCUUGACUCCAGGUCUAAGCACAGACUAUGGCUCACCAAAUCUGCACCUUGUGGCCUUGAACUCUCCCUAUGCUGGUGACGUGCGGGCUGACUUACAGUGCUUUCAGCAGGCUCGAGAAGUUGGUUUGACAUCCACCUACCGAGCUUUUCUCUCUUCACAUCUCCAAGAUCUUCACAGUAUAGUGAGAAGAACAGAUAGAUUCAACCUCCCUAUUGUCAAUUUAAAGGGUGAAGUCCUUUUUGAAAACUGGGAAUCUAUAUUUACUGGAAAUGGAGGGCAUUUUAAUGCUCAAAUUCCGAUCUAUUCUUUUGAUGGAAGAAAUGUUUUGACAGAUUCAACCUGGCCUCAAAAAAUACUGUGGCACGGCUCAAGUCAGAAUGGCAUUCGACUGGUCCACAACUACUGUGAGGCGUGGAGAACAGCAGACAUGGCAGUCAGUGGGCAGGCGUCUUCACUUCGGAGUGGAAAGCUCUUAGAUCAGAAAACAUACAGCUGCUCUAAUAAAUUUAUUGUGCUAUGUAUCGAGAACAGCCAUAAUGUGGAUGUGAGGAAAUAAUAAAUACUAACAGAAGGAAAAAGAAAGAAGAAGACACUGAAAUACCCAAUGUAUAUAUUGAACGUUUUAACAGAUUGCACACUCUUAUAGCCAAAGAAAACAUACCUCAUUUAUUGUAUACAGAAUUGUGGUGGAAAGCAGAUUCCAGUCUGUAUUAUGGUGCUACAUUUACGAAGGAAGCUUAGAGUGAUAGCAGAUCAGGUAAUGGUUUUUUUUUUGCCAUGGGCUGGAAAGCUAUAUAGCCCAAUACACUGCAAUUUAAUUCCUAAGUAUUCAAGUGAGGGUGACGUUUUCUUCCAACAAUGUAUGAAUGUACAAUUAAAAAGAAAGAAGCAUAAAAGAGGGUGCAAAACAAAUUGUUACAAAUACUCAUUGAACUGCAUGUCUUUAGAUUUCAUACCUUCAUCACAAUAUAUAAUACUGGUAAGCCCUACAGUGCACUAUAAAAUACGAGAGUUGGAGUGAGAAGUUUGAGCGUUUACAAAGUUGCUAUGGAACAAAUAAGAAGCUAUCUACAGGAUAAAUAUGCAGUACUAAAGUAUUAACAUGACAGCUAUGGUAAUUUACUUUAUGAUACACAUUUGUGUUGUCAGUUGUUUUGAGUCUUUUUCAUGGAGUUUGGUAUUUUGAAAAGCAAGAAUAAUGCAUUUUACAGCAAUAUUUAUUGCAUCAUAAAUACCAAACCCCUAAGGAGAACCUAACAGACUCAAUUAUGGGAUCUGUUAGUAAAUAAGAUAUUACUAAGCUGUCAUGCAAGGCUCUGUUACAAAUGGAAGCCACAAUGUUAAUGUAAACAAACCUAUUAUGAUAACUAGAGAUGAGGGAACUUACAGUAAAUUCAAUUCGUCACG